AUGCGCCCAGCGCAGUCUUCGGAGGAGCGUCUGGGUCCGUUUCAAGUCGCAGAUCCCUCGGCCGUCGCAGAAGCAUCUUUCACCAUUACCCAAAUCGAAGGAAAACCUUCCAGCUCCGCGUUCUCCAAUCGCAAGAACCAUCACACCCCAAAAGACAACUGUCAGGACAGAGUUGCAGGCCCACCUGAACGAAUCUUGGUCUACUAUGGAGGGACUGGCAGAGCUAUCUUUCUGGGGACACUGCGAAUCACCACAGUGAUUCUAUUUGGUGCAGCAUGUCUAAUCGUUGCACCGGCAUGCUCCGUGGCUGAUUACCCCUGGUACAGCACACCUGCGGUGAUUGCCGCUGGCGCCCUGCCAAUGCUAUUUGUGUCCUAUACUGCUGCGCCUUAUGUGAACUUCAUCCAUUUGGCCCUGCCCGCAUUCGCCAGAAAGUCCCGGGAAGCUGCCGUCCAGUAUGCGAAAGACCUACCCCCGACAGCUGUGCUGUAUCUCACCAACAUGCGGUUCAAUACUAUUCCCCGGCAAACGGCUGUUCGCCUUGGAGAUCUCGUUCCGUUCGAAGACUCCUUGCGACCCGUCACAUUCAAGAAUCUGAAUCCAUCGCCGCAACGAUGGUGGCAGGGCAGAGCUCCAACCCAAUUCUAUACUGGAACCCACAGCAAACCCGGGAGACAGACCUCGGCUUUCUAUCCGGAAUUGUGGAAUGGAAUUUACCAGCAAAUUCAAAAAGCCAAGUCGCAGCCUCGUUGA
This is a messenger RNA of Penicillium robsamsonii, 753 nucleotides long. RefSeq lists its product as uncharacterized. The transcript has 3 exons. NCBI's taxonomy places the organism in Eukaryota, Fungi, Ascomycota, Eurotiomycetes, Eurotiales, Aspergillaceae. The record is from RefSeq and is a predicted model, not a curated record. Bases 1 to 753 code for a protein of 250 amino acids.